Molecule: messenger RNA, 1506 nt
Organism: Fusarium mangiferae
Lineage: Eukaryota; Fungi; Ascomycota; Sordariomycetes; Hypocreales; Nectriaceae
Exons: 2
Coding region: 1-1506 (501 amino acids)
Biological process (GO): mRNA splicing, via spliceosome
Cellular component (GO): nucleus; spliceosomal complex
Molecular function (GO): RNA binding; zinc ion binding
Source: RefSeq, a predicted model, not a curated record
AUGCUUGUUCUCGAAGAGCAGCGCUACAUCCAUGAGGAUCUAGAGCGUCUGGAACAAGGUAUCGCUGAUCGCAUUCGCGAUGAGCCCAGACAUAUCCGUGAUCGCCUCAACAGAGAUCAUGAGAUUUCUCAAUUAUUAGACCAGAUCCAGGUUCAGUCGAAAAACCUCCUCGACAUCUACAAAGACGAAAACGGUGUCCGGUCGCAAGAGAUUCAGCAGAUUGAUACAGGCGACCCUUUCGCGGAGUUCUAUAAGCAGCUCAAAGGUGUUCGUGAGCAUCACGAGAGAUACCCAUACGAGCAAGCAGAAAACUCGGAGCAGCGAUAUCAGAUCAAGAAAUCAGAUGGAGAGCCGCUACCAUCUAUUGUCGACUCUCUAUUUUCUGGAGAGGAAGCAUAUGGCCGAUUUUUCGAUCUCAACAUCUGUCACGAGGCUUACCUCAACCUUCCCAAUGUUCGACGACUCACAUAUCUGCAAUACCUCGAGAACUUCGACAAUUUUGCACCUGGACAUGGUGGAGUCACACGAGCCAACAAAUUGACGGAUCAGUACUUCAAGUAUGUCGGACAACUAGCAGAGUACCUCGAGAGUUUCAUGCGACGAACGCGGCCGCUGGAAAACGUGGACAAGGUGCUUGCGUCGUUUGACCAAGAGUUCGAGACGGCAUGGGACAAGGAUGAGAUUCUGGGCUGGGAGAAGGACUCACAUUCAACAAACGCCACUGCAAAGGAGACCAGCACAGCAGAAGCUGUAUGGUGCGAAGACUGCGAAAAGGAGUUCAAGAACGAAAACGUCUACAAGAACCAUCUCACAGGGCGAAAACACGUCAAGGCAGCCGAGCAGCGAAAACAGCGACAGGAGCAAGACUCGCCAGCCAACGGCGCAACUGGAACAGUCUCAGCGACACGACUAAAAGAGCGCGCGGUAGCCGAACGAGAGUACAGAGUCAAGCGCCUAGCCAGCGCCAUGAGCACCGAGCGAAGCGACACCAGAGUCAACGUCGAGCGCAAGCAAGGCAUGACCGAACGCGAACGUGCCCAAGAACUCGAGAACUUCUUCAAUGCCGAGGAUACAUCCCAAGAAGUCCAAGACGACGGCGAGGGCGAAGACGAAGACGGCGAGGAGCGAAUCUACAACCCCCUCAAACUGCCUCUCGCAUGGGACGGCAAGCCAAUCCCCUUCUGGCUGUACCGCCUUCACGGGCUGGGUGUCGAGUUCCCCUGCGAGAUCUGCGGAAACUUUGUAUACAUGGGUCGACGAGCCUUCGACAAGCACUUUAAUGAAGCGCGACAUAUCUACGGUCUUAAGUGUCUGGGCAUCACCAAUACGACGUUGUUCCGCGAUAUUACCCACAUUGAGGAGGCGAUGCAGCUGUGGGAGAAGAUUCAGAAGGAGAAGAAGCGCACAAAGGUUGAUGAGGGAAGUGUAGUCCAGAUGGAGGAUGGGGAGGGCAAUGUCAUGCCUGAGAAGGUUUACCUGGAUCUGCAGAAGCAGGGAUUGUUGUAG